UUUACUGGAUAUUUAUAGUUAUUUAAUCAAUAAAUUUAUUUUAAAUGAGUUUUUGGAAAUAAAAAUAGAAAAUUGUCCCAAAAUUUUAUAUGUAUUUAUUUAUAUAUAUUGUUAAUAAAUAAAACUUAAUAAUGAUAUUAUUAUAUUUUCAAAAUAUUUCAAUUUUAAAGAAUACAAUUAAUCAUCAAUGCUAAGUGUAUAAAUUCUUUUAAUUUUUUUUUAGGUUCUUCUAAGGGUAUCAAUCAUCAGUGAUAAUUGUAUAAAUUAUGCGGUAGAUUCUCUCAACACCAUACAUUAUCUUAUAGGUUCUAUAACGAAGUAAUUAAAGAAUAAUAAACGUAUAUACAAUGUAUCUAUUUUUCGCGAUAAUUAGACGUCACUUAGGCUCUAUAGUGGAGUAUUUGUUUUACUCUAAUUACUCUGGCUUGACUUCGUAAAGGGUUAGAAUUUAACGGCAGCCAGCAAUUGAGGAUUAUCGGCGAUUGUCAGCGUACACGUGUUGGUCUAGCAAUUUAGUUACUACAGACUGAUAUGGGUUAAUUUGGAUUUUUGUGAUAUUGGAGAAAUUCCUUUGAUUUUUUCUUUUUUGUAGAGAAUGCUUUUUUGUAUUACUAGGAUUUUGUUUUCUUAAUAUUCCACAUCCCUAAACUUAGGAAACAUAUCAAGUUAACAAAGUAAUAUAAAAUAUCUAGAAAUAUUUUAGAAAAAUAUCUUCCAUUUAUCUUUUCUUGACACGACUAAUUGGUUAUAAAUAAAUUAAAUACAACGCAUGCCAACUCUAUAAAUACUUCUCUUUCCACACCAAAACCUCAAACUCUCUAACAAACCACUAAGGAAAAGAUGGAAGCGAAAUCAUUUCUUCUCCAUUUUAUCCUCUUUAUUGUCAUUUUCUCUCAUUUUUCUCACUCAACUUCCUCAAGGAUCCUAAACAAACCCUCAAACUGCUCAUCGUCUGCAAGUUUAGUGAGCCGUAAUGCGGAGAGGCUGAUCAAGUCCUUCAAUCUAAUGCCUGACCAUGACGUCAAUGUCAUCGCAAAGGGAAGCCCUGAUGUUCCCCGACUCAUUGAAAGCCAAAUCAAUUUUCCGGAAACCAUCGGUAUAAGAAACACUAUAGGUGGUCCUUCUGUCCAACAAUUCGGCCACUAUGGCGGUUACUACAGCCUCACUCAUACUAAAUCAGCUAAGAUGUUCUAUUUCUUCUUUGAGUCACGGACCAACAACACCGAUCCGGUUGUGAUUUGGUUAUCUGGUGGACCGGGUUGUAGUAGCAGUGUGGCUCUGUUCUAUGAGAACGGUCCGUUCACAAUAUCGGAUGAUCUCUCUCUUUCUUGGAACGAUUUUGGUUGGGACAAGGUAUCCAAUCUAAUAUACGUGGACCAACCGGUCGGGACUGGUUUCAGUUACACAUCGGACCAAAGCGAUCUUCGCCACGACGAGACUGGUGUGAGCAAUGAUCUCUACGAUUUCUUACAGGCCUUUUUCAAAGAACACCCGAAGUAUGCAAAAAAUGAUUUCUAUAUCACGGGUGAAUCAUAUGCUGGUCACUACGUCCCUGCUUUGGCUUCACGAGUUCACAACGGAAACAAGAAUAAGGAAGGGAUUCCAAUCAACCUUAAGGGUUUUGCGAUUGGUAACGGUUUAACCAACCCGGAGAUUCAAUAUGGUGCAUAUGGGGAUUAUGCCCUGGAAAUGAAGUUGAUCUCUGAGUCUGAUCAUGAGAGUCUCAAGCAAGACUAUGUUUUUUGUCAAAGUUCCAUCAAAAAAUGCAGUAACUUCCAUAAAAUCUAUUUGUUUCGAAUAUUUUUGGAUUUGGGUUUGGAAAAAAACUUUUCGAGUCUAAAAUCUGUUUUUUUUUUUAAAUCAAUUUCAGACCUUAAUGGUGGUGAAGAAUGUAGUUAUGCUUUCGUAGAUUGCAACGACAUAUUCACCCAGAUAAUGUCCAAAAUAGAAGGCACAAAUUUUUAUGACUUAAGGAAAAAGUGUGUUGGAAGCUUGUGCUAUGACUUUUCGAAAAUGGAAGCAUUUUUGAACCAAAAGAAAGUACGCAAAGCUCUAGGAGUUGGAAACAUCGACUUUGUGUCGUGUAGUACCACAGUUUAUAAAGCAAUGCUAAAUGAUUGGAUGGUAAAUCUUGCUGACAAGAUUCCACGGCUUCUUGAAGAUGGAAUCAGUCUCCUUGUCUAUGCAGGAGAAUUCGAUAUCAUAUGUAACUGGCUUGGCAACUCCAGGUGGGUUGAUCAGCUAAACUGGUCAAACCAGAAGGAGUAUGGAUCAGCCAAGAGAGUCCCGUUCUUGGUAGAUGGGAAGGAAGCUGGGCUAAUGAAGAAUCACGGUCCUCUCACUUUUCUUAAGGUUCAUGAUGCUGGACACAUGGUUCCUAUGGAUCAGCCAAAGGCUUCUUUGCAAAUGCUUCAGACUUGGAUGCAAGGAAAGCUUGCUACUCCUACUCCGACUGGUGCAACAGUUCGUCAGUUAUUCUAGCCGAAUAUUUCUUAACCGAAUACGAACUGGUUGUUGUAGUUCCUUAACUAACUAAUCAAAAUAAAUUUCAGUUCGAUAAUGCAGAUGGCUCUUUUAUAUUCUCUGAGCGUGACCAUACAUUCAUAAAUUUAUAUAUAUAUAUAUAUAUAUAUAUAUAUAUAUAUAUAUAUCUCUGCAAACUUAUAACGAGAGAAACAUCUAGAGUUGACCAAAACACUUUAUAAUUUUUUUUGUCAAUCGUUGUUCAAAAUGAAAAAUGUAAAAGGUCUCGCUAAAACAAGAAACGCUUGGUUAGUUUCAAACAUGGAAGACAACGAUGAUAUAUACUUAUGGCUCAGCUGAGAUCUAUGUAACACUAAUUUUCUAGUCCCUAUAAUUUCCCGACCACUCUCUGUCUGCUUUUAAGAAAAACGUCCCAUGUCUUCCAAUUGUUCUAAGAGAAGAACGUUUCAUACUCUCACUGGUUUAAGCAGAUUUAGGAGGUUACGUUCUUAACGAGUUUGACAGAGGAGUCCAAAGAACCAUCUGUGAUAGAAUUAUAACAAUCAGCAAAAAUAAAGGUGCAACGAAUUCUAAAGUUUCACUUGCAGGAAAUCAACGGGUCCUAUGAACUUUUUGAAGGAUCGGCGAAAGGUUUGAUUCUUCUCUCAUGAUAGUAUAAGAAACCUUUCUCUGUUUUGUCACCAAUUUACUUAGUCUUCUAUCAUUUCCUUCAAAACUUACAAUAUAACCAAUGUACAUAAACAUUACGCACUUAUACGGAUUAAAGAACUUUACAGAUGAAUAUAAUCCAAGGUUACAAAAAUAUAUCUUCACUUCUUUUAUCAAAAUAUAUA
Brassica rapa (field mustard) is the source of this 3317-nucleotide messenger RNA. RefSeq names its product serine carboxypeptidase-like 47. NCBI's taxonomy places the organism in Eukaryota, Viridiplantae, Streptophyta, Magnoliopsida, Brassicales, Brassicaceae. Gene Ontology annotation, biological process: proteolysis. The record is from RefSeq and is a predicted model, not a curated record. Gene Ontology annotation, cellular component: vacuole. Gene Ontology annotation, molecular function: serine-type carboxypeptidase activity.